CCUCUUCGUGCCAUUUAUUAACGUCAAGCAUCUACCAGUAUAUUCAUCUUCAAUUUUUUGACACAAGAUAUGUAAACCUGAUUUUUGACAUUCUGACAAUAAUAUUUCUGAAUAAUCAUCGUUUCCUACAGAACCAAAAAAUGUUGCAAAAUGAAUAUCUGACUAAUUAAAGAUUAUUUCUUAAUCAGAAUUUUUGAAAUCAUUUUUAAAUACAUUAUUAUCAUUGUUGAUUAUUUUGGUCAUUGUCCAUUGAAAAAUCCUAACUGUAUUAAGUAUUGCACCUCCAGGCGUAUAUUCAAUGUUUGGAUCACUUUGAGAAUUGAGAAUCUCGUCGAUUCUAUAGAUUUUAUAAACCCUAGUAUUAAGAUUUCAGAUAAAAAAAAUCAAUACGCCGUAAUGGCACCCACAAAAUCUGAAUUAUAACAAAUAAUGGAGAAAUUGGCUGCAUUAGAAUCAAAAAUCGAUAAUAACAACACAAAAUUUUCGUCUUUUUCUAAUGAAAUUCUUCUAAUUAAAAAUGCUUUAACAACAAUUGAAUCAAAAAUUCAAACAAUUGAAACAAAUUUUAAAAACAACGAGUCAUCAGCUAGCGAACAAGAACGCAAUCGUUCUAUUGUUGUUAUUGGUCUACAAGAAUCAAAAUCAACAACACCAUCAAUUCGUGUUUGUGAAGAUAAAGCCGCAAUCGAAGAUGUACUCAACUUGUUGGGGGUUGAGAGCCCAUUCAUUUCGUAUAGAAUGGGUAAGUAUGACCCAACUGCUAGAGAGAAUUGCACUUGCUGAAUGGAAACGUCACAGAGUG
Meloidogyne enterolobii is the source of this 802-nucleotide messenger RNA. NCBI's taxonomy places the organism in Eukaryota, Metazoa, Nematoda, Chromadorea, Rhabditida, Meloidogynidae. The record is from the annotation of a GenBank genome assembly.